AUGGGUGUGAACGGGUUCUGUGGUGCGGCAGCUGCUGCUGCUGCACAUCCACCCCAUCCCCCUUCCCUUCCCCCAUCCCCCGUCCCUUCCACGUACCCCCCUUCCCACCCCCCAUCCCCCUUUCCCUUCCCUUCCCCCAUCCUCUCUCCCUUCCCCGCAUCCCCCUUCCCUUACCCCAUCUCCCUUUCCCUUCCCCCAUACCUCUCUCCCUUCUCUGCAUCCCCCUUUCCCUCCCCCCGUCCCCUUUCCAUUCCGCAUCUCCCUCUCCCUUCCCGCAUCCCCAUUUCCUUCCGCGUCUCCCUUUCCCUUCCCCCAUCCCCUUUCCCUUCCCCGCAUCCCCUUUCCCUUACCCCAUCUCCAUCUACCUUCCCCCAUUCCUCUCUCCCUUCUCCGCAUCCCCCUUUCCCUUCCCCCAUCUCAGUUUCCUUCCCCGCAAUCUCCCUAUCCCUUCCAACCACACCCUUUCCCUUCCCCAUCCCCCUUUCCCUUCCCCCAUCCCCUUUCCAUUCCGCAUCUCCCUUUCCCUUCCCCCAUCCCCUUUCCCUUCCCCGCAUCCCCCUUCCCUUCCCCCAAGCCUCCCUCCCUUCCUCCCUUGACAGGACGCACGGGAAGGAGGAAGGGACAAGUCAAGACAUCCCAAACUCCAGUGUGAAACGAAGGGAGUGGCGGUGGGGGGGUGGUUGCACCUCCAGCGCCCCGCUGCUCUGCUUCGUCACCAAGCCAGCAGGCCCCCCCCUCCGCCUCUACCUUCCCCCUUCUGCUGCUCCUACUGCAGCGGCGGUUUCUGCCCGGCGCCUCGUGCGCCCUGCCCAUCCGCGCCCGCCCCACCAGAUCGCGCACCUCGCCCCCCCUCCCUUAUCUGCCCUCUCCCCACUGCGGACCACCGUGGGUGGGGAAGGUGUUGGAGGAAGGGUGGGGGGGAAGGUGUGA
This is a messenger RNA of Closterium sp. Naga37s-1, 930 nucleotides long. NCBI's taxonomy places the organism in Eukaryota, Viridiplantae, Streptophyta, Zygnematophyceae, Desmidiales, Closteriaceae. The record is from the annotation of a GenBank genome assembly.